GUGUCGCGCAGUUAGUCGCAAGGUGCAAUUCGAAUCGGCUCGUGCUCGUCGCUUCGACUCAGCGCUACAUACGCGCGACUAUUGCGCAGUUUUACUCCGAGUUGACAGAACAUGGCAUUGGUGCCGAGAAGCAACUGGUAUCGCGAUUGGUGGAACGAGAUAGAUCGCUACCACCGGGACAUCGAGAGGCACUUCGAACGGCUGACCCUCUACAACGACAAUGUGUGGCGGAUGCCGCCGUUCCCGUCGUUCCGCAGCUUCUUCCGGCCGUGGCGCAGCAUGCUCGAUGACCUGGACCGCGAUGUGGCCGGCAUGACCACGGUCGAGCAGAACGACGACCGGUACCGGGUGAUCGUGGACGUGCAUCAGUUCGCCCCCGAGGAGGUCACGGUACGCACCGACGACAAGUACAUCACCAUCGAGGCCAAGCACAAGGAUAAACCGGAUCGGCGCGGCUACGUCUCCAGAGAAUUCAUGCGUCGCUACCUGCUGCCCAGAGGCUACGAUAUCGACCGUUUGCAGCCGAACCUGUCAUCCGACGGUAUCCUCACCAUCACGGCGCCCAAGUUGGCCCUGCCGGCGCCGGGCGAACGAAUCUUGCCCAUCAAACGAAGCUUCUUCCCGGCCAUUCGAGGUCGCGACAAAUAUUAAUAGCUUUCUCCCGCAAAGGACAACGUACGAAGUAACGCAAAUCCCAGACAGCACACGUCUAAAGUCCGGUAAUGAGGCGUUUUUUAAAAUGUUUUUUCGAGGAAAGACGUGUUAAAGACGGUUUUAACCCUUUCUGACUUGAAUUUAUUUUUGCAAGUGAAAGAAAAUUUUUCUUUCAAUUUUGUUUGUCUUUGGGCACGGCAAGAGUUACAGUGAGGGAACUUAAAAGUUAGUGAUUACAAUUGGAAUCAGUCGGGCAGAAAGGGUUAAAGACGUUUCAUGACUUGAUCUUAGACGUUGCGCUGUCUGAGACGUUUGUAAUGGACAUCCGUGAGAUUGCCUAGAUAUCCCGGCGACUUUUCCCAACUCUGCGGGGAGAAAAGUGCUGUUGUAUCAUUAAAAUUGAUCAACAGCGCCGUGAUCUAAAUUUCUGGAUUGAAUGGCAAAAAAUAUUAUUGAAACUAAUAUGUUGCAAUAUUGUGCAAUAUUUUAAUAACUUGCGCGAGCAUUAUUUUAAUAAUAUCAUUAUUGAAUCAAGACGAUUCACCUCAAGUAUGGCACAGUUGACAAAUUCUAUCGAUACAGCACUUUCUUCCGUGUAUCACCAGAUCUAGGAAGAGAUUAAUUUAAUUUACGCACAAGCGAGGCCCGAUCAACUUUGAUCGCGUUCUGGACGUUUGUAUCCAACUUGAGAUGUUUUUGCUGAAAAAUGAUCGGAGGAAACGACAUUUCUUCCGGCUGCCUUUUGCGACGUGUUUCAGACGUGUUGCGUUUAGAUUUCCCUGCGGAUGUCUAUUACGGAGUACAAUCAACCACGAUACAAUGUACGAAACGAUACCGUAAACUUCCAUCGAUGUACAUAUCAUGUACGUAUGUGUAUUCCAUGUAUAUUUAUAUACACACACACACACAUAUAUAUAUAUAUAU
Messenger RNA from Dinoponera quadriceps, 1578 nucleotides. Its product is annotated as protein lethal(2)essential for life-like. NCBI's taxonomy places the organism in Eukaryota, Metazoa, Arthropoda, Insecta, Hymenoptera, Formicidae. The coding region runs from base 112 to 651 and encodes 179 amino acids. The record is from RefSeq and is a predicted model, not a curated record. Gene Ontology annotation, biological process: protein refolding; response to heat. Gene Ontology annotation, molecular function: protein folding chaperone. The transcript has 2 exons.